AUGUCGCUGAUAAUAAUAUGUCUAUUGAAAUUGUAACUGAGGAUUUUUGGGAAGGUACUAAUUGUCAAAUGCCUACUGAAUCUGUAAAUCGUACAAGAUCUUUUGAUUUAGAUGUUGAAUUAAAUACAGAUUACACUUAUGAAGAUGAAGCUGAAAUGUCUAUUGAGAUUAUUACUAAUGACUUUGAUGAAGGUACUAUUUCACAAAUGCCUAUUGAUUCUGGAAUUAACACAGCUGGUUCCACACAUUGUUUACUUCCAAAACGAUUAUUUGAAGGCACAUUAAAAAAUAUAAAUUUUCAUCGAAAAACAGAUUUGACACCUAGAAAAAGUUUAUUGUAUAAUGUGACCAAGAGAUAUAAGCAAAGAAAUUUAGUGUUAAGUCAACGUUAUGCUAGUGCUAAGAAACGUAUUCAAAAAGCUGAAAAAUAUAUGAAUAGUAAUUCCAAGCAACUUAACAGACUGAAUUAAUUUUCGUUGAAU
Messenger RNA from Sipha flava (yellow sugarcane aphid), 482 nucleotides. RefSeq lists its product as uncharacterized. Lineage: Eukaryota; Metazoa; Arthropoda; Insecta; Hemiptera; Aphididae. The record is from RefSeq and is a predicted model, not a curated record.